AGGUCACGGAGACGAAUCUUAGGUAGCCAAUUUUUUUUAUCUAAUUUAAAUUUUAUUUAGAGAGAGAGAGAGAGAAAAAAAAGAGGACGACGAAGCGGGUGGAGCAAAGUCAAUCUCACCUGUCGAUUACACACCCAAAAAUUUCCCACCAUCUUCGCCUUCUCCCUCCGCGUAAUCUUCAUCUCCAAUUCGAUUUCACCCGCUUCCGGCGAUUGAUUCACAUCCCGAUCCGCCGUUAUUUCUCAUUUAAUGGAGGCGGCUGCUGGCGGCGGAGGCACCGGCGGCGCUGGUCCAGCGCCGUUUCUCCUCAAAACUUACGAUAUGGUUGACGACUCGUCCACCGAUGAGAUCGUCUCGUGGACCUCUUCUAAGAAGAGCUUUGUGGUUUGGAAUCCUCCUGAAUUCGCCCGCCUUCUUCUUCCUACGUUUUUCAAGCACAGCAACUUCUCCAGCUUCAUUCGGCAGCUUAAUACCUAUGGAUUUCGGAAGAUCGAUUCUGAGAAGUGGGAAUUUGCAAAUGAAGAUUUUAUAAAGGAUCAAAAGCACCUGCUGAAAAACAUCCACCGCCGAAAACCAAUUCACAGUCACAGUAAUCCUCAAGGAUCUCACAUCGAUCCAGAAAGAGCUGCUUUUGAAGAUGAAAUAGAGAGGCUAUCACGUGAAAAAAAUACACUUGAAGUCAAUAUAUCACGAUUCAAACAGCAAAAAUCAACUGCUAAACUUCAGUUGCAAGAUCUAACGGUGAAGGUGGAAAGCAUGGAAAAAAGGCAGAAGAAUUUAUUGGCAUUUUUAGAAAAGGCUGUUCAGAACCCUUCUUUUGUUGAACAUCUUGCUCGAAGGGUCGAGUCUAUGGACUUUACAGCAUUUAAGAAGAAGAGACGACUGCCUUCAGCUGAUCUUUCACAGCCAGUCAUAGAAAAUAGUUUUUUGGAUAACCAUAGUAGUUCCAGAUCUGAGUCUGGGAAUAUUUUUCAUCAGGAUUUUUCACAAAAGCUAAGAUUAGAAACUUCAUGUGCAUCAGAUAUCAACUUAAUUUCACGUAGCACCCAGAGUUCAAACGAAGAAGGGGGAAGUUCACAAAGACAGUUGUCAAAGUUUGAUACUAGAGCUGUCCAAGAAAAUCUUCAUUUUGCAGCUGAAACACUAGAUCUCUCAGACACUGGGACAUCGUUUAUAUUGAGGAGGGAUUCAUCUUUGUCUGGGAAAUCACACAAUGACGAUAAUCCACGUUUACACUCAUUACAACCAAGUGUUAGUUCUAAAGAAGAUGGAGAAAGUCACAUCUCAUGUCAAUUGAAUCUCACUCUUGCAUCGUCUUCCCUGCGAAUCAAUGACACCGCGUGUUCAGUUCGAAUGCCACAACUGGGUCAGAAUGUUCGAAAAUUCCCAGAUUCAAAAGCAAAUUCAAAUGGAAAAGAAUCAGAUGUUAGACUGUUCACUAAAAACAUAAAUCUCGACGAGGGGAGUACUCCAGUUUGUCCUCAAGAGACCUCCAAUAACAAUCACGGCCCACCAGCUGCUUCUAUCAGGGCUAAUGAUGUUUUCUGGGAACGGUUACUUACUGAAAGACCGGGUUGUCCUGAAAGUGAAGAGGCAAGUUCCAAUUACAGGGCAAAUCCGUACAAGGAGCCAGAUGAUGGGACCGUUCACUAAAAAUGUAAAUCUCAAUGAGGGCACUACUCCGGUUUGUCCUCAACAGACCUCAAAUAACAAUCACGGACCUCCAGCUGCUUCGAUCAGAGCCAAUGAUGUUUUCUGGGAACAGUUCCUUACCGAAAGACUGGGUUGUUCCAAAAGUGAAGAUGCAAGUUCUAAUUACAGGGAAAGUUCAUACAAGGAGCCAGAUGAUGGGAGAUCGGGCCUAUCUCUUUGACCAUAAAGGUAAUUUCAAACCGUUUCUAACAGUUUACAUCUGUUUCUAUGAUACAAUAAGUGAAUUCUGACUAGGAUUUGCAGUUACUUCCUACAAUUGCUCUGAUUUUUCGGAGUUACUUGUGUGCUGUUGCUACAAAUUCCUCUUGGUGCGUUGUAACCGUGUAAUUCAUAAUUAGAUAGGUAAAUCUACAACUUACUAAAUACCUUAGCAUAGAUAUGUCUUCACCACAACUUACCUUGAGUACUUCGGCUGUAUAUUGAUGGAAAUUUUGCUAAUAAACACACACAUUUAUAUCUGCUGGGUUGCUUGGCCAUUUUGGCCUUGUGAGUCCAUUGUCUAUUGAAUAAAUUGUCUUGGAGCCUUUGAAUUCA
Molecule: messenger RNA, 2247 nt
Organism: Cucumis melo (muskmelon)
Lineage: Eukaryota; Viridiplantae; Streptophyta; Magnoliopsida; Cucurbitales; Cucurbitaceae
Product: heat stress transcription factor A-5
Exons: 2
Coding region: 250-1653 (467 amino acids)
Biological process (GO): regulation of transcription by RNA polymerase II
Cellular component (GO): nucleus
Molecular function (GO): DNA-binding transcription factor activity; RNA polymerase II cis-regulatory region sequence-specific DNA binding
Source: RefSeq, a predicted model, not a curated record